Xiphophorus hellerii (green swordtail) is the source of this 3856-nucleotide messenger RNA. RefSeq names its product DENN/MADD domain containing 6A (gene dennd6a). Gene Ontology annotation, cellular component: recycling endosome. Bases 1 to 1818 code for a protein of 605 amino acids. The transcript is spliced from 19 exons. The record is from RefSeq and is a predicted model, not a curated record. Gene Ontology annotation, molecular function: guanyl-nucleotide exchange factor activity. Lineage: Eukaryota; Metazoa; Chordata; Actinopteri; Cyprinodontiformes; Poeciliidae.
AUGGCUCUGCAGGGGCCGGAGGAGGUAGGGGAGCAGGUUGAAGAGCCGGAGGACCUGGACGACCAGGACGCUAGCAGCAUCUCCCCGGCCGAAGAGAUAACCCUUCCACCGGGGACGGGGGGCGACGAAGAGCCGGAGGAGGCUUUCCUCCUGCCGUGGGACCGCUUUUCCUCCUGGCUGCACUGCAUCUGUGUGGUCGGCUUCGACCUGGAGCUGGGCCAGGCGGUGGAGGUAAUUUAUCCUCAUCAUUCCAAACUGUCAGAGAAAGAGAAAACAAGCAUCUGCUACCUUUCCUUCCCAGACUCCAACUCAGGUUGCCUUGGCGACACGCAGUUCUGCUUCCGCUUUCGACAGGGAUCCAACAGGAAGUCGUCCCUUGGGUGUUUCCUGGAAAACACAGAUCGAGACGCGCCGCCCUGCCUGAAGCGGGAACAAGGCCAUUACUACGGCUAUGUGUAUUUUCGUCAGGUUCGAGACAAAUCCCUGAAGAGAGGAUACUUCCAGAAGUCCCUGGUUCUGAUCAGUAAGCUGCCGUAUGUGACCUUCUUCCACUCGCUGCUGAAGAUCAUGGCUCCGGAGUACUUUGAGAAACAGGAGCCGUGCCUGGAGGCCGCUUGUAACGACAUCGACCGCUGGCCGACGCCGCAUCCUGGACGAGUCCUGACUCUGCCGAUCAUGGGCGUCGUCAUCAAGGUUCGCAUCCCAACCUGUUACGAUAAACCAGGAACCUCCCAGUUGGUCCAGUCAGCCCAGGGUGACAGUUUGGUUUCAAUCAUUCUCCCGACGAUCCAUGAAGUCGACUUGUUCAGGUGCUUCUACCCGGUCUUCUUCCACAUCCAGAUGCUUUGGGAGUUGGUGUUGCUAGGGGAGGCCCUGGUCGUCAUGGCGCCGUCGCCCGCUGAGUCGUCAGAAACCGUGCUGGCGUUGGUCAGCUGUGUCUCUCCGCUGCGUUACUGCAGCGACUUCAGGCCGUACUUCACCAUCCAUGACAGCGAGUUUAAGGAGUACACGACCCGGACGCAGGCUCCGCCGUCCGUCAUUCUGGGAGUGACCAAUCCCUUCUUUGCAAAGACUCUGCAGCACUGGCCGCACAUCAUCCGCAUCGGAGACAUGAAGCAAGCAGGAGAAGUGGCCAAGCAGAUGAAGGUGAAGAAACUGAAAAACCUGAAAACUCUGGACUCCAAACCUGGUGUGUACACUGCCUACAAGCCAUAUCUCAGCAAAGAUGAAGAAAUCAUCAAGCAGCUCCAGAAGGGCGUCCAACAGAAGAGACCGUCGGCGGCUCAAAAUGCGAUUCUUCGACGGUACUUUUUAGAGCUGACUCAGAGCUUCAUCAUUCCUCUGGAGCGAUACGUGGCCAGCCUCAUGCCUCUGCAGAAGUCCAUCAGUCCCUGGAAGAGUCCGCCUCAGCUCCGGCCUUUUGUCCAGCCUGACUUCAUGAAGACUCUGGAGAAAGCAGGACCGCAGCUCACCUCCAGGCUCAAAGGAGACUGGAUAGGACUGUACAGGCAUUUUCUAAAGUCUCCCAACUUUGACGGCUGGUUCCGGAGCAGGAAAAGAGAAAUGACUCAGAAACUGGAGGCUCUCCACCUGGAGGCUCUGUGUGAGGAGGACCUUCAGCAGCGGAUCCAGAAGCACACAGAGGUGGAGGCGGUAGAUCUGGUUCUGAAGCUCAAAGACAAACUGAGCCAGGCGGAGCGGGAGCAGCUCCCGGUCCGGCCGGGGACUCUGUCCAAACUCAGAGCCCACAUCCAGGCCGUCAUCCUGGCCUUACCAGAGGACCUGCAGGGCAUCCUCCACAAGCCGCCCACAUCCUGAGAGCGGGCCGAGGCCCAGCUGGAGGCCUGCUCGGCUCAAACACGGCCUGGGGAAUGAUGCGGUCUGGACUGGCCUGGAGCUGCCAGAUGAAGCGUUUUGUUUGGGAAAUGAAGGAGAGCUGAUCACGUUCCCACAUAGUCCACUACUAAUCCUGAACCUGUGGGGAGUAGCGGACAGGAAAACUGACUCAACAUUUUUACUUCUGAACAUCUUCGGUUCCUAUUUUUGAACCAGGCUUCAGAGUUUUCAUCCAUUUUUUUUUCUUUAAAGAAAGUGCCCAACACACUCGCAUGCGCUCACACACACUCAGACUUAUGCAAACAAACUGAACCGAGCAGAGCCAAGCAGUGCAUUAUAUUUAUAUUUCACAGAAAUGUUCUUUAUUGAAACACAAACAGCAUUCAGAACCAGCAACCUGCUCAAAUCCUGCUGCUGUGAAGCGUCGCUCAGGAGCCACGACACCACUACCAGUCUCGCAUCUCUCUGCAUUGGGUAGCUCACCGUCUCUGCAACAUGCAUGGUGCAAAUUUGAUUUGUUUUUGUCUGAACGCUGAAUUUGUGUCCAUUUUUAACUGAGCUCAGUGUUGAAGAAGCAACAGUGGUGCAUUUAAAACCUCAAAAAUACAAUUUUCUUGUCCAAUUUUUAGUGCAAAUAUAUUAGUUCACCUGAAAGAAGACAAAACUAACUUACAAGAAACUUUUCAGCAAGACAUGAGCUUAUUUUCAGCAGUUAAUUCUUGAAAAUCGAUUUUUAAAAAGUAGUAGUUCCACUAGAUUAUUUAACUUAUAACAAGACAUUUUACCAUGUUAUAAGAUAAAUAAACAUAAAUUUUAUGUAACUAUUUUCUUAAUACAAGUUCCUGUAUCUUGUUACUUGUAAAUUAGUUUAGUUUUUACCAAGAUAUUUUGUGUUUUUGCAGUGAACCUGGUGACCACACUCCAAAAACACAAAAUCUUUUUUGUCAAAUUUUGAUUGAAAAAUUUUAUUACACUUAAAAAAGAAAACUAACUUAUAAGUAACUUUUCAGCAAGAUGUGGAAGCUUCCAUUAAGUUAGUAAUUCCUUAACAUUAACUUAAAAAGUACUAGUUUCACUGGCAGAUUAUUUCACUUAUUACAAGGGGAAAAUGUUUUAUGUGUAAUAAUCUGCGGGUGGAACCAGUAAAACAAGCUUCUAUGUAUUUCUUGCUGAAAAAUUAAAAGGUUGUGUUUUGUCUUAUUUCAAGUGAACCAAGAUAUUUGCACCAGAAACUAGAGCAGAAGGACUUGGUAGGAUUUUGUGUUUUUGCAGGAUGUUGAAGGAAAAAGAGGCGUGAAGUUAUAAUAGCAAAAAAUCAUAAACAGAAAUAAGAAAUAUUUAAAUGUGGUCAUUACAUUAUGAGUACAAGAUUUUAACAUCAGAAUGUGAAACUCUAGCUAAUGUGAAAAUUAAGAUGCAGUUCAUCAUUCAUUUAAUGUAAAAUUCAUAUUUUUCUCCUGAUUUCCUUUUUCUUCUGCUGAUAAGUGUGUGGAGUAUUUUUGACUUACCAGCAGUGAAAUUAAUGCAGACAUAAAUAUACAGACUUAUGUAAAAAUUUACCUAUUAAUAUUACUUUAAUAAAUGAGCAACAGGUAAUUAGAAACUUAAACACCAGAUGAUUAAUGCUUGGUUUCCAGUGAGCGGUAUGGAUCGGUAAUGUGGGUCGCUUUCACACUGAAACAGACAAAAUGGCGUCCUAAACCGCACUGGCCUGCAUUGCUGCCUGGAAACGUCACCAUAACUGAACACUAGCUGCUCUGAUUCAAUCAUCUGACAUUAUUUCAACCAUUUUAUGCUAAACUUCUGAUAUCCGUUUCAGAUGUGUUGCAUAAAUGAAGUUUAUCCAUUGACUUACGGCCUUCAUGACAAACAGGAUGCACAAAUUUGAAUUGUGAAUUUUCUCUAAUCCACACCAAGUCAAAUCUUUACAUACAAGCUUAAAUAUUGUUCAUUGUUUCCCAGUAACAUUUGUGUAAAUCUCCGAUAGCUGGUUGUAGAGUAAACUUUUACUUUUGCUGCG